Molecule: messenger RNA, 1190 nt
Organism: Paramecium octaurelia
Lineage: Eukaryota; Ciliophora; Oligohymenophorea; Peniculida; Parameciidae
Source: the annotation of a GenBank genome assembly
AUGCAAGGUAUUCUUUAUGAAAUUAUCGAAUAUUUCCAAUAUGAAAAUAAGGAUUAGCUCAAAUGUGAACUUGGCUUAAACCGAAUAGGUCAUAUCGAUUGGAUACCGAAUGAAAAAUGGAUUAAAUACACAAUAAAUUUGAAGAAUUGUAUUCGCUUAAGGGAUUUAAUGUUUUGGAUUGUAAUUAUAUACUUUAUUCUAAUCAGUAAAAAGGACUGGUAUUAAUGUCAAUAGAAUAGAUCUUGAAAUUAUGCAGAAGUUUAUUGAUUAAAGUUGACGAGUUGAAACAAAAUAAAUUAAAUCAUUUUUAUUUAACAUCUGAUAGAAUAUGGUUAAAACUUAAUUAAAAUAGCAAACUACUCACCAUUUCUUAAAAUGAAAUUUAAUAUGACAUUGUAUUUACAGGCUUUCAGUGCCCAAUUUUUGAAUCUGAUUCAUAACAAUAAGACGCCUCCAUUUCUAUUUUAAAUAUAAUCAAUUAAUUAAUUCAAGAUGUUUAGUUUGCUUUUAAAGAAUUACCAUAUACAUAACAAUAUUAUAACUGUAAUUUUUUAUCUCUGGGAAAUCAUAAAGAUGUUUUCUAAGCAGAGUCAGAGAUUGAUUAAUUAAUAAAAUUAUAUAAAUAGUUUCCAAAUUAUGACCCUUAUAUAAAGGAAUUCUAAUAACAUAUUUGUAAAAGAAGUGAAUUAGAAAAAUACUUAGGAAAUUAUUUAUUUGAAAUUGUAUCUUUUUCAUAUUCAUAUGAAAGUUUUCUUAUGGAGAAUUUCAUUUUUGGAAUGAUACCAAUGCUGGGUGGGUGCAUAAGGGACAAUGAUUUAAAAGAAUUAGAACAAAAUUCAUAUGACAUAUAUCUUUAAGAAUAAAAGCAAUAUUGGGAAGACUUUAUAAGAAAUACAUUUAAAGAUAAAACACUUAAGUAAUUAAGAGAAAUAUUUGAAGAACUUAAAAAGUAGGUUAAACUUGAAAUCUCAAAAGAGGAUGAACAAAUGAUGACUGAUCAAAUUCUUAAAGAAAUAAAAAACAUUUGUAUCUUCAAAUAUUUUUUUAAUUCUAAAUGGGCUUGGAUAAAUUAAAAGUGCGAAGAUUAGUUUAUAAAAAAUCUUUUGCCUUCAUUAGAACAGAUUACUAAUUUGAGAGUGAAGUUAUGGAUUUAAGAAAUGUGUUUACAAUUUCUAAAUGAACUAAUUUGA